GAACUUUUUUUAGUUACUAUAUUGCAAUCCGAUUGUGAACUUGAUUCCGUUGUUGUGAUUGAAAUUUCAAUUCCGGUACAAUGGGUUACGAGAUGAAAGCCCCCGGUACCAAUGAUCGAGAUGUCACUGACACGCUUUUGGAAAUCAAAGAAGAUAGCAAACCAAAGCCAAUCACCAAGUCACCAUCGAUGUGGUACUCCAAGAGAUGCCUGCUAACAAUCCUUCUGUUUCUUGGCUGCGUACAUAUGCACUCGUUAAAAGCCAACUUGAGUAUCGCGUUGGUAGAGAUGACAUCUAAUAAGACAAGGGAGGUGAACUCGACCGAGUCCAACUUGAGUAUUCCUUCGCUAGAAUCCAACAUGAGUAUUCCUUCGCUAGAGUCCAACUUGAGUAUACCUUCGAUAGAGAUCACGUCCAAUAGAACAAUGGAGAACGGCAAUCAAACCAAUAUUAUUCCACCAGAAUUCAAUUGGGAUUCCAAUACAGUUGCCCUUAUCAUCAGCAUGUUCUCGUAUGGGUACGCUUUUUGCCUUUUUGGAGGACGAAUGGCGACGAAAUUUGGCGGUGCGGUGACGUAUGGAAUUGCAAUGCUGUUAUCUGGAGUAGUCACCAUUUUACAACCACCCAGCCUGUACGCUGAUUUUUAUCUGUUUUUACUGGCUCGAAUACUGGCUGGAUUAACCGAAAGUAUAGCAUAUGCCAGCACAGCAGAAAUAGUAGCUCGUUGGAUACCAUUAAAGGAGCGAUCUCGCCUCAUGUCGUACAGUUUCAGUGGCAUAUACGUCGGAUCUGCAGUUACCUAUCCAGUUUGUGGAUAUAUUGCCAACAGAUGGGGGUGGCCAGCAGUAUUCUACACUACAGGUACGACUUGCAUGAUUUGUGCAUCGCUGUGGAUGAUUUUCAUAAGGAAUGAUCCUUCGAAAGAUAAAUGGAUUUCUAAACAAGAACUUCUCUACAUACUUCAAAGCACUGAAAAAACUCCAAGAAAACAAGUAGUUCAUCCUUACAGAAAAAUUCUCACAUCGGGUCCAUUUUGGGCUCUGUGCUUUGCCAAAACAACAUACAGCUGGGGAUAUACAUUACUGGUCACGUGCUUUCCAUUGUAUGUGAAAGACAUGACAAACAGAAGAACUGAUCAAAUAGGAUAUAUCUCAGCGAUACCAAAUUUCGUUUGCAUCUUUGUAGUUCCUAUCACAGGCACAAUAAUGGAUUACUGCCAGAAUAAAAGCAAAAUAAAAAUCAACAAGCUCCAUAAGAUACUAAUGAGUUUAGGAUUCAUACUCGGAUCCUUCCUGUUAAUGAUACCAGCUUUUGUACAAAACUUCACAAUAUCCAUGAUCUGUUUCGUAUUAGUCAAGGUGGCAUUAGCUUUCAAUUUUCUAAUAACUCAGCUCGCUUGCAUUUACAUGGCUCCCCAACAUUCGUCCAUACUGGCAGGAUUUACAGCCUUUUGCUACAUCUUAAGCUCCAUUUUAUCGCCAACUAUGGUAGGAUUGAUCGUCAAGAACCACAAAUGGGAAGAAUGGAGUAUGAUAUUUUUACUGGCUUCUGGUGUAUUGAUGUGCGGUGGUAUAAUAUUUUUGCUAUUUGGUUCGACCGAGCUACAACCCUGGGCCUCUUCAGAAUCAACACAGGAAGAUGAUGAAGCAACGCAAGAAAAUAACAAACAACCGAUAAAAACCUGAUUGUUUAUUUACUCGUGUAAUUUUUUCACGCGUGUGUCGAACAAAAACAAUGAAAUAUUUUUCAACUUA
Messenger RNA from Planococcus citri (citrus mealybug), 1754 nucleotides. RefSeq names its product vesicular glutamate transporter 2-like. Gene Ontology annotation, biological process: transmembrane transport; monoatomic anion transport. Gene Ontology annotation, cellular component: membrane. The record is from RefSeq and is a predicted model, not a curated record. Bases 81 to 1685 code for a protein of 534 amino acids. The transcript is spliced from 10 exons. Gene Ontology annotation, molecular function: transmembrane transporter activity. NCBI's taxonomy places the organism in Eukaryota, Metazoa, Arthropoda, Insecta, Hemiptera, Pseudococcidae.